Molecule: messenger RNA, 921 nt
Organism: Chrysochloris asiatica (Cape golden mole)
Lineage: Eukaryota; Metazoa; Chordata; Mammalia; Afrosoricida; Chrysochloridae
Gene: CLEC2L
Product: C-type lectin domain family 2, member L
Exons: 8
Coding region: 1-921 (306 amino acids)
Source: RefSeq, a predicted model, not a curated record
AUGGAGAAGGGCAGGGACAACCUUGUGGAAACUGUGCUUGUCUUGCUGACAUGGGCUAAGGCCUUCAAGACCACAUCCAGGGACACUCUGAACGUCUGGCAGGCCUGGCGCUGUGCGCUGCCCUUUGCCAAGAUCUGCCGGGUGCGGGAACUGUGCGCAAGCGCGCUGGAGCUGCUGGCCCACCGGCCUGCCACCUCCGAGGACGAGCAGUGUGACUGCUUCCUGGCUGUGUGGCCAGCACAGCUUCAGCUGGGACAGUAUCUCAACCAUUUCUCCCGGACCUCCCUGCCUGAUGUCCCCCAGCAGGUUGUGACAAUGGCAUCUCUCUGCUCAGAUACCUUUGAAGCCCUGAGCCGGGCCCGCUUUCCAGAGGCACCGGCAGGGGGCGAGGCCCGCACCGAGGGGCUGCUGCGCCGCUCGGGCUCCGGCUACGAGGGGAGCACCAGCUGGAAGGCCGCGCUCGAGGACACCACCACGCGUCUCCUACUGGGGGCCAUUGCUGUACUGCUGUUCGCCAUCCUGGUGGUGAUGAGCAUCUUGGCUUCCAAGGGCUGCAUCAAGUGCGAGGCACCCUGCCCGGAGGACUGGCUACUCUAUGGGAGAAAGUGCUACUUCUUCUCCGAGGAACCCAGGGAUUGGAACACAGGCCGCCAGUCCUGCCACACCCACGAGGCUGCGUUGGCUGUGAUCCAAAGCCAGAAGGAGCUGGAAUUCAUGUUCAAGUUCACAAGGAGGGAGCCCUGGAUCGGACUGCGCAGAGUCGGGGACGAAUUCCACUGGGUCAACGGGGACCCAUUUGACCCUGACAUAUUCCCCGUCUCGGGCCCUGGAGAGUGCGUAUUUGUGGAGCCCACCCGGCUGGUGUCAACUGAGUGUCUGAUGACACGGCCCUGGGUGUGCAGUAAGAUGGCCUACACGUGA